UCUUCAGCUGGAUGGGGGAGGAGGAGAGUCCUUCACACUCGGAAAAAACAAAGACAAGAGACCAUUAUUGAACGGAAAAUUAGAAAUAUUUUUGAAACUAUCAAUCUUUGAUCCCAUGGAGACGUGGCUGAAAGAGUGCUGUAAAAUCAAGAAUAUGUUCUUGAAGUUCGUGAAGUAUCGAACAUCUUUCCGAAACAAGAAUGCACUCAGGAGAAGUUACGAAGAGUUCAAACGCAGGAAUGGAGGCUUUCUUCCGGACUUCGAUUAUUUCUUCAAUGCUCUGAAAUAUUUCAAGAUGAUAUACAUUAGAGGAGAUCGGAUUGAUUUCAGUCCCCUGAAUGGACAAUCCGCUGCAAAGGACGGACGCGAGGCUCAUGACAAACUCCAGGAACGCGAGGGAAACUGGCCUAAUUCUGUCCAUGGCAUCAGAAUUACCUACGAGUCGCCGAACGGGGACGAGAUAUUGCGACUGGAAAAAAAUGAGAAACAUUUUAGAAAAUUGAAAGUAGAAAACAUUGGAGCGAAGCCUGUGGCCUUAACUCGCUUUUUACUUGACCAAGCGAAACAUUUCUCUCUGGUGGAUGAGCAUAAAGCCACCCCACAAAACCCCCUGCCUUUACCACCGGGUGGCAGCUGUGAGAUCCAGGUUAUCUUCCAAUGUAGAAUUCAGAGGUACUUUUCAGCAAAACUCACUGUUGAGUACACAGUAGAUCCGCAGGGUUCCGGCACUCUGUUCCACAUUGAGUACUGCAUUAAAGUUCUUUGUGGGACUACUUCUGUACGAGAGCUGGCCCCCAAUACCCCCUACCGCGCCCCACAACGUCGUCAGCUUUCUACGGAGCAGCGGAUCAUCAUACGUGAACCGGGACCCAAAAGGUCAUCCUGGAAUCAGCAGGGACCCAGAGUCAGGCUGAAAUGGUAUCCGAUGUACAGAAAGAAGGUCACUGCACUGAAGUCGAAUUCUGGUGACGACAAGGAAAGGGCUUUGCUGGAAUCGCCCUUAAGAUGGAGAAACUACACCCAGAAGCUUCACCUGCUGCUUCAUCUGGAGGAGCUUCAGAUGGUUGUGAACACCGAACGUUACAACAUUCCCAAUGAGGAAAGGAAGUUCGCCAUCAUGAAAAAGGACAGGGAAUAUCUUGUUUUGGAGCUGCCUGGUUUGUCUGAGAACCGUCCGUCUGUGCGACCGGGAGAUGAGCUGUUUGUGUAUCCCGUGGAAGAGAAGGAGCUGAAGUACAGCGGUUCUGUAGUCAGCGUGCAACAGGAGAGCGUCACGCUGCGCUUCCACACGAGGUUGCUGGAUUUCUUUAAAGAGGGCAUGAAGUUUCAUGUUGAGUUCCAUUUCAAUCGGUUGCUGCUGAACAUUCAGCACCGGGCAGUGGAGCUGGCUGUCAAACAAAGGCUGCAGAAGCUGUUGUUUCCUGACAUCCCCUCACGUCAAUCACGUCAACUCACCAAACUCAAGCUGUUUGAUGAGCGGUUGGAAGAAAACACGGAGCAGAACCAGGCGGUCCAUGACAUUGUGUUCGGCACGUCCAUGCCUGCACCUUACCUGGUGUUCGGUCCACCGGGAACAGGGAAAACUGUGACUCUGGUGGAGGCCAUCAAGCAGAUACAGACCAAAGAGGACUGCCACAUUUUGGCCUGUGCUCCCACCAACAGCGCUGUUGAUCUGCUCUGCAAGAAGAUCGUGCACCUUGGGAAUGAGGGCGACGUGUUUCGCCUGUACGCCCUCAACUUGACACCAGACUUUGUGCCCAAAGAACUGAAGACUUGCUGUAACCUGGAUAGAGGGUCUUUCUAUCUUCCUGCCACAAAGAACCUCAUGUCAUACAAGAUCAUCGUCACCACCCUGUACACAGCUUCAAGGCUGGUUACGGAAGGAGUCCAUGAAGGACAUUUCACUCACGUGUUUGUGGAUGAAGCUGGACAAGCUUUGGAGACAGAGUGCUUGAUCCCGCUGGCAGGCUUGGUCGCAGCGGGCAGAGGGCAGGUUGUUCUGGCUGGAGACCCCAAGCAGCUCGGACCCAUCGUGAACUGUGCUGCUGCAAAGAAAUACGGCCUGAAUGUGUCCCUCCUGGAGCGCCUGCUGCUGAUUUUCUCCGACGAUAAAAGCAUCGACGGCGCGUUCAACAGCCGCUGCGUCACCAAACUGCUGCGCAACUACAGGUCUCAUCCGGACAUUCUGGAAGUUCCCAAUCGUCUUUUCUAUAAAGGAGAACUGAAGCCUCAUGAAGAUGAGUCAUGCAAGUCGUGCUGCGAUUGGGAAGGCCUUCCGCAGCCGGGCUUCCCGGUGAUCUUCCACGGGGUGAAAGGUCUUGACGAGCGCGAAGCCAGCAGUCCGUCGUUUUUCAACAUUCUUGAAGUGGAAAUCCUGAAAAACUAUGUGAACGACCUGCUGCAGACAAAAGAGAAAAACGGCUCGCCGAAGAUUCGACCCAAAGAAAUCGGCAUCAUCACCCCCUACAGGAAACAGGUGACGAAAAUCAAACAAGAGCUGAAGAUUCUGGGAAAAGACUUCAAGUCAGGCUACAUGGACGAUAUAAAGGUUGGUCCGGUGGAGGAGUUCCAAGGCGACGAGAGGAGAGUCAUCCUGGUGUCGACGGUUCGGAGCCAAACCGAGCACCUCAAAACGGACGAAGUCUUCCACAUGGGCUUUGUCUGUAACAAAAAAAGACUCAACGUGGCUCUGACUCGAGCCAAAGCCCUGCUGAUUGUGGUGGGAAACCCAGACACGCUGCAAACGAACGAGCAGUGGAAGACGUUCAUAGACUUCUGCAAAGAGAAAGGAGGCUACGUCUGUCCUGGAGAUUCAGAGGAAGAAAGAGAAGAAUAACUGAGCGGAUGAAGAGCCUGAAGAUCAAGGUGUUCUGGAGGCUUUCUCCAGUCACAUGACUGUAAAAAGUCAAUAACUGCUGUUGAGUGAGGUGAAGACGAGUACAGUCUUGCUGAAGAAUGAAUUAUGAAUCAUGCUCAUGUGAUUUCCUUUGUGCUUUCAUGCUUAUUAGGCUUCAUCAUUUUGAUCAAACAUUCACACUCAUGUAUGCUCACUAUGCUUAGCUGGUGAUUUCUUUGUUGUAGUCGUCCUAUCAUUUCAUCUGUUGCUAACUUGUUGAAAACUAUUCCCUAUUUGUAAGUGGGAUAACUGGCUUAUGGCGGCCAAGUGCUCAUAGCGACGUCGCUUCUUGAUCCUUCCCGUCAUUGUGAAGCAGAAUUCACCAAGCGUUGGAUUGUUCACCCACUAAUAGGGAACGUGAGCUGGGUUUAGACCGUCGUGGGACAGGUUAUUUUUAAUACUGAUGAUGUGUUGUUGCAAUAGUAAUCCUGCUAUUGGUUCCAGUGAGGCCCUCUCAUUGGGACCUUGGGCCUCUCAUUGGGCCUCAUACCCAUGUGGGGCCAGUGGGGUAAAUGUUAGUGGAAGGAUUGCUGUUUGACUCGAAGCAGAACCUUAUUGACCCUCGUCCAACAAAAUAUGCCUAACAUUUAGAGGCAUGUAAGAACCAACGCAAACCAGCUCUCUUAAUUUUUCAUUCUUUGUAUUUUUUUUAUUAUUGAAAUAUAACCUUUGAUCCCUGAUUGAAUAAAAAAAGAACAUGUGACUUCAGAAAAGCUCCGGUGCAGUAGUUCAUUUCUCUGAGAGAGACCAUGAAGGACCCGGGUUAGGGGUUUUCUUCACAAAGGACACCCUUCUGCCCCCGAGCGGUAAGCUGAUAGACCACCCACCCUACGGUGACACGACUGAUAUCACACACACACACACAAAAACAGGGUAGGGAGCCUGGAGUGGAUCCCCUCACCAGACUGAUACAGGGCCCUUAACUUCAAAGCCCCACUGCUAAUCUCCUUCUUCAUGCUCAGCAUCUUUAACCUCAAAGCUCAAACGUUUGCCUUCGGUCGGGGACAGGUCAGUGGAGCCGUGAGCGGAGGGCUGUGCGUAGGGGCUCAAGGUAGUGACCGGACACCGGACAGAGGAAUGGGCCGAAUUAAAAUGUCCUGAGGGCCCAUUGCCAAGUUGACAACAUUUUCUGUUUGUUUUUGUUUUGUUUUGUUUUGUUUUGUUUCGUUUCGUUUCGUUUCGUUGAAUACAGGCAGUCGUAGAAAGUACUUUGUUGAAUCAGAUAAAUGGGUACACAAACAACCAAUUUCCCAUCAUGGUGAGGAAUUUCAUUUCUCCAGAAAAAAGUUUUUUUCAUCUAUGAAUGUCACAUGACAGAUAAAACCCACAUCAAAGUGUUUUUUUCAUUAAUAUCAUGAAUUUCAACAGAGGUCGUUUGAAUUAUAUGUGUUUUUAGGGAACUUUUAGGGCCCAGUCU
This is a messenger RNA of Salarias fasciatus (jewelled blenny), 4313 nucleotides long. Its product is annotated as putative helicase mov-10-B.2. The coding region runs from base 116 to 2836 and encodes 906 amino acids. The record is from RefSeq and is a predicted model, not a curated record. The transcript has 22 exons. Gene Ontology annotation, molecular function: RNA binding; 5'-3' RNA helicase activity. NCBI's taxonomy places the organism in Eukaryota, Metazoa, Chordata, Actinopteri, Blenniiformes, Blenniidae.